AAGCUCUCAUUUCGUGCACGUCACUCGAAAUUGGAACUUGAUCACAGCCAGUGGUCGUGUUGAAAAAUCGAAUUUUUUCAAUUAUAAUAACUUCCUUUACAUUCCCAUUUAUUCUCGAAGAAUAGCAGAUUAGCAUUAAAACUCCGCAAUGGCUGAUGAUAGUUUACUAAACGACUCCAAUCUGGCCACGCUUGGCAGCAACGACGAUGAAGCCGAGCUCCUGAUAGAGGACGAUUAUUUGAAGGGUUCGGAAAUGCAAAUCGACCCGGAACUGGAAGCCAUUAAGGCACGAGUCAAGGAGAUGGAAGAAGAGGCGGAAAAGUUGAAGCAGUUACAAUCAGAAGUCACGAAACAGAUGACCUUGGGUUCGCCCACCGGAUCGACACCCAUGCUAACGGCGGAGGAAAAGGCCGAGGUGGAUAACCGUUCUAUCUAUGUUGGAAACGUCGACUACGGUGCGACAGCUGAGGAGCUGGAAGCACAUUUCCAUGGAUGCGGAGCGAUCAAUCGAGUGACGAUUCUUUGCAACAAAGCAGACGGUCAUCCGAAAGGAUUCGCAUACAUUGAGUUUGGGUCGAAAGAAUUCGUAGAAACUGCGCUCGCUAUGAACGAAACACUAUUCCGGGGCAGACAAAUCAAGGUGAACCCAAAGCGUACUAACCGCCCAGGAAUGUGUCAAACUAAUCGGUUUCCACGAGGUGUCCGAGGUCGUGCGGCCAGAGCUUCGAGGGCCUGUUGCUACGGAGCACACCGUGGCACCAGAAGGCCUAUCCGAGGCUAUCGAGGUCGUGCCAAUUAUUACGCACCUUAUUAAUUGGUGAUAUUUUCUGAAUCUAGAAGUAUAAUCACUCUAGCUAUUAGGAGCAUUAGCUAAACUUAGGGAUAAUAAAAUAUAUAUGAUAUUUUUCAAAAAACAUUAUUUGUCUUCAUCACAACUCGAAAAACGCGCUUACAUUGCGGCCUUAAUGGCCGCCCCUUGUGAAAUGCGCAAAAAAGAUGCAAACAUAUUCAAUACACCCACGAUCGCAGAAAUAAUGUUUUUUGAAACUCAGUGCAGCAGACUUCGCAUGGUGUGGAAAAAGAGUCAAGGCAAAAAAGAUGUGCAAAAUUGCAAAAAAUAAACACACAUACACAAACACCAUGGCUAAAAUAAAAGGAAAAAAGAGCAGACUGCGCAUAAAAAAGAAAAACCAUGAAAAAAAUGAUUGAAGCACAAAACAAGCCCUGUUCAAAAGAUGAUAUAUAAAAGAAAUGCUAAUGAGAUACACCAUCAUCGGAAAAAAACAAUCAUUAAAAAAGGACAAUGGUCCAGCAAAAGUCCCACUAAAAAGAAAUGGCGCGAUGAAGAAACGGAAAAAAUGCUAAAACAAACCCCUAAAAAUGAUAAACACAACCCUGGAAUACAACCAAAAAGAUACAAAGAAGAGCAAUAUAUACAAGAUGAAUCAACAGAAAGAUGCGCCCUGAACUGAAGAAGAUGAACAAAAAUAAAGAGAAUGAAUAAAUAAAUUUUCGAUAUUUGUGUUGCGUAGUAGUACCCUCGAAAGAAGUGUGAAUCUUUGAUCUUAAGUUUUACCUAUUGAUUUUAUAUUUUUAUUGUGUAUGUUAUC
Anopheles moucheti is the source of this 1610-nucleotide messenger RNA. RefSeq names its product polyadenylate-binding protein 2 (gene Pabp2). The transcript has 5 exons. Gene Ontology annotation, molecular function: RNA binding. Lineage: Eukaryota; Metazoa; Arthropoda; Insecta; Diptera; Culicidae. The record is from RefSeq and is a predicted model, not a curated record. Bases 149 to 814 code for a protein of 221 amino acids.